AUGGCUUUAAGAUCAGCUUUCUUGAUUACGAUGAUAAUUGCAUUAGCCGUUGCUCCGGCGGCUUUUGCCACCGAUUAUACGGUUGGAGACGACUCCGGCUGGAAAUUAGGCGUUAAUUACACGGAAUGGGCCGAGGGCAAAAACUUCCGUGUCGGUGACACCAUCAGAAAUGAUGUGAUUCCUCUUGCGACACCUGGCAAGAAGUGGUAUAUUUGUACUGUUGGCGAGCAUUGCUCCAAGGGGAUGAAGCUCGUCAUCACUGUAUCUGGGGCCGAGGGGUCGGUCACUUCGGCCGGGACCACUGCAGUUUCUGCAUUGAGAUCUUGCGUGUCGAUACUUACAACGAUGGUUGCCUAUAAAAUGGUCGUGGGUAAUUAG
Messenger RNA from Erythranthe guttata (spotted monkey flower), 378 nucleotides. The record is from RefSeq and is a predicted model, not a curated record. Lineage: Eukaryota; Viridiplantae; Streptophyta; Magnoliopsida; Lamiales; Phrymaceae.